AUGGAGAGAUCCCACCAAUACUCAGCAGCUGUGCUAGGAAGCACAGGUGCUAUAGGCUUGAAACUAAUUGACUUGCUUAUGACUGAUGAACGUUGCUCCCAUAUAGUUGCUAUAGCUAGAAAGUCAUUGCCAGCCUGGUCAGAGUACUCGACUUCCAAGCUCAAUGUCAUUGAGGUUCCAAAUCUGGAUAAUAUGUAUGAGGAGAGAAAACAAUUUGAAGGUUGCGAUCAGUUCUUUUGUUGUAUAGGCUCUACUACUAAUCAAGGAAAAGAUGUCUUUAAGAAAGUGGAUAUUGAAUAUCCACUCGAGUUUGCUAAAAUUGCUCUCGAGGUUGGAGCUAAAAGAUUUUCCCUGGUAUCUUCUGUUGGUGCAAAUGCUACCUCAUGGUUUUUAUACAUGAAAACAAAAGGAGAGGUUGAAGAAAAGUUAAAGAAAAUUGAUCUCCAAAAUCUAACAAUCGCAAGACCAGCUUUACUAAUUGGUAGAGGAGCUGCUACUCGUUGCAGGGAAAAAUUCUACGCUUGCAUCCCUUGAGCUGCAAGAAUCGAUUGUAAUGAUGUGGGAAAGGCUUUGAUUGAAAACUGCCUCACCUCUACAGAAACAGUCGAAACUUUAGAGAACCGUGAGUUGCUAAGAUUAGCCAGGAAGUCCGAGCUAUAACCAGAUCACCAUAACAUCAUGUGAAAGAACCAUCUUUCAAUA
Moneuplotes crassus is the source of this 702-nucleotide messenger RNA. Lineage: Eukaryota; Ciliophora; Spirotrichea; Euplotida; Euplotidae. The record is from the annotation of a GenBank genome assembly.